Messenger RNA from Solea solea (common sole), 4624 nucleotides. RefSeq names its product alpha-2Db adrenergic receptor-like. The transcript is spliced from 3 exons. Gene Ontology annotation, molecular function: adrenergic receptor activity. Bases 1044 to 2504 code for a protein of 486 amino acids. The record is from RefSeq and is a predicted model, not a curated record. Lineage: Eukaryota; Metazoa; Chordata; Actinopteri; Pleuronectiformes; Soleidae. Gene Ontology annotation, cellular component: membrane. Gene Ontology annotation, biological process: adenylate cyclase-activating adrenergic receptor signaling pathway.
UCUCUUUCUUACUCUCUCCUCUCUUCCCUCUCUUUUUCUCUUUCUCUUUUUUCUUGGUUCUCUUCUCUCUGUUCCUUUCUCCCCUCCUUUUAAAUUCUCUCUCUCUCUCUCUCUGUUUCCUCCUUCCCAUUCUAUUCCUCCCACAAUCUCUCAUACUGCCCUAAUUUCUUAGAACCUUGUCCUCAUCCAUCAUUUCAAAUCUCUUCUUAUCUCCUUUCAUCUUGUGUCUUUGCUUCCUUUCCAUGUCUCCCUCUCCCUUUGCUGUUGUCCAUGUCCAUGUCUCUCCUUGCUCUCCAUUCAGUCCUUAUAUUUUAUUCUCCUCACCUCAUUGUAGUAUCUACUUUGCUAUUCCUACACACACACACUUUCUCUCAUCUCUUCCUUUUUGUCACAUUCCUUCCUCCCUGGCUUUUACCACUUGUCUUCUUUUUCUUCUCUCAAAACCUCUCCUCUCUACACAUCUCUUACUCUUUCCCUAAGUCUCUCCUCUCUGUUAGUCUGUCUCCCUCCUCCUCCUCCUCCUCCUCUUCAUUUUAUCUAUUCCAGCAGUAAAGAAUCACCGAGCAGCAGCGGCGGCAGUGUCAUUCAGCACACCGACGACUCGAACAAAAAUCUUUUCCAGAGUGCAGCAGUAUGAGGAGACCAUGCAGUCCAAACAGGAUUUUUGUCUUUGCUAAAACUAGAACACGUAGUUUUUGAUUUUUGAUUUUUCUUUGUGGCAUGUCGUCGGAAAUAAGUAGGUCAGUCCUGCAGCUUCUAUACAGUAUGUCAAAAUCUGGGCUUAUAUGUGGAUUAUUUUAACAGGUAUGGCUUUUUAAAAAAUGUAUUCAAAUCCCUGUGGCAUUGAUGUACUGGUGGGUGUAGUGGUGACGAUAUUCAUGGAUGAUUUUUAUUUUAAUCCUUAAAAUAUAUCUUUUUUUUGACAGAUUCUUUUCUUCUACUUUGUUUAUUUGUACUUGUUGAUAUCUAAUAGACUGGCACUGUCUGUGCUGCAUGCACAGGAGGCUAAAAAUGGGCAUCAUGACAUCAGUCAUUUAACCAGGAUGGACUUAUCAGAUGUUUUCACUCCUGUACUGGCCACAAUGUUGGCCUCUUCACCACCAAACUCCUCCUUGGAUAAUGUCAGUCAAACCUCCUCCUCGAGAUCUCCUCCUCUACCACCUCACUCACAGGUGGUGACAUUGUUCAUUAUUCUGGUGGUCACGGUCAUCGUCCUGGGGACUGUGGUGGGUAACAUGCUUGUCGUAGUGGCGGUGUUCACCAGCCGAGCUCUUAGGGCGCCUCAAAACCUCUUCCUGGUGUCUUUGGCGUCAGCAGACAUUCUGGUGGCAACGACAGUGAUCCCCUUCUCUUUAGCUAAUGAGGUCAUGGGCUACUGGUACUUUGGUUCCACCUGGUGUUCCUUUUAUCUGGCUCUGGAUGUCCUCUUUUGCACUUCUUCCAUCGUCCACCUCUGUGCCAUCAGCCUUGACCGCUACUGGUCUGUCACCAAAGCUGUCAGCUACAACCGCAAACGGACGCCCAAACGGAUUAAAGCAAUGAUCAGCAUCGUGUGGUUCAUAUCUAUUGUCAUCUCAUCGCCACCACUCCUGAUGACACCAAAAGAGGAGGAGUAUGAGACAGAAGAUGAAUACAGAGCACAAAGGCAGGAGUGUCUUCUCAACAACCAGACUUGGUAUAUCCUCUCCUCCUGCCUGGUGUCCUUCUUUGCCCCGGGAGUCAUCAUGAUACUUGUCUACUGCAAAAUCUAUCGUUUUGCAAAGCAACGAGCCUCCACUGUGUUUGUGGCAAAGAAUGUGAUCGAGCAGCAGCCAUCACAAUCUGAGACCUGUUUUAUUGACCACACCAGGACUUCCCAAAGAAAGGGAGCCACCUGCAGGGAUUCCCAGUAUGAGCUGCACAGCCCACAGCCUGUCAACCGACACAGCUCCUCCAACAUAGACAGCAGCAGCGACAGGAGAGGAGAGCUGGAUGAUAUUGACUUGGAGGAGAGGAGCUGCAAAGCUAACACAAAGUCCUCAUUAUCCUUGUCUCUCCGCUUCCCUAGUAGAGCUGGCAGAAGCAUGAAAACAGAGGAGGGGCAGGGUGCUACUGGAACAACAAGCAGGUUGAAACCUCCUCCGCCUCCUUCCUGUGCCUCCAUAUCCUGGGCAUCAUCUGAACCUUUGUCCGAGCACUGCCUCCUCCCCUCUCCCGUGCCUCUCCGCAGCAGGCAGGUGUCUCUUCCCACACACAAAGUGGCUCAAAUGAGGGAGAAACGCUUUACCUUUGUUCUGGCAGUAGUAAUGGGGGUUUUUGUCCUCUGCUGGUUCCCAUUUUUCUUCACCUACAGUCUGCACGCUGUCUGCAGAGAGAACUGUACAAUCCCUGACACACUAUUCAACCUGUUUUUCUGGAUCGGAUACUGCAACAGCUGUCUGAAUCCCAUCAUAUACACUAUUUUCAACCGCGACUUCAGAAGGGCCUUCAAGAAAAUUUUGUUUCACACUCAGAAAUUAACAUAAAAUGUGAAUGUGUAGGUGUGGAAGCAAUUUUACCAUCAUGAUUUCCACUGUGCUGUCAUAAGUACAUGAAAGGGCUUGUCAUUUAGUAUUGUAGUAUUGUUCAUCAACCGCUUACACAAGUAUUAAAUAAUCACUUUAUAUCAAAAGGUUGGAGGUUCAGGGGUACGGCAUACUGAUAAAAUAAGGGCAGAUGUUUCAAUCUGCUUUCUUGAUGCUGUGAUGGUUCAAAAUCACUUCUUAAUGAGAGGAAAAUGGCUGCAGGGAAGUGAACUGUGUUCCCUGCAGAGCUGCAAGAUGUCCAUUGUAAUGGUGCAAGUCGACAGUGGCUCAGUAAUCCAAAUUGCAGGAGGAAAAAAUAUAAAAAAAUUUCACCAGUUAAAAAAAAUAAAAAACAGUUUUAAAUAGGUUUGCUUGUCUCAAAGUAAUGGAACACCUUGAGUUUCAACUGUAACUUCAAGUAAAUGACUGGAGAAAAGAAAACCUACACAACUAUAAAGUUCUAUUGACACUGCAUCACUCCAGGGCAAAGACAUUAAAAAUUCAUGUGCAGCUAGCAGAUGGGCUGAGCUGCUAUAAACAGGUAGUGAGAGAGUACAAAAGAGAAUGAUGGUAACUAUACCAGAGCCUGUGAAUAAAUAUAAUCAACCUGCAGGCUCAUCUACAACAGUGGAUUAUUAUUCUCUGAAGCUCAGGAGGAAAUAACUGGGCUUGCUGUGGGGUGUAUUACUCAACGCUUGCCUCGACAGUCUCUGGGAAAACAGAAGAAACAAAACAAAACAAUGAAUGCUGAACUCAGAAAUAAUUGGACAUACUCAUUGAUUUUACCUCGUCUCAAAGACCGUUUCAGUAGCCCUGUGUGACAAAAGCCCAUUGGUUGCUUCUAAUUUGUGGUGAGAUAAAGAUAAUAAUCAGACAUGAUAUUUUUAUCCAUCAGUGUGUCAAAGGGUGUGAUUAGACCAAGGUCACAAUGUUACAUCAUUCCAGUUGCUAUGCAACACAUAGUUGAAUAACAGCUAGAAAGUUGUGCAAGUAAGUAUCUCACCUGUAUCAUCACAAGUGGAAUGAUGGUGUAAAUGCCCCAAAUACAUGUAUUUAUAAACACCUUUCAGCAACAUCUGGGCAUUGGGUAGUUUCAGUUUUAUAAAAAUACACCUCAACACUUGCCCGAAACAGAAAUGGAGCCACUGUCACAUGUCAAGGUUUUGUAUUAUUAUUCCAAAAACAAUGGUGGGUUGUAGAAUACAGAUAAAAAGAAAAUGUUGAAUGAGUAAAGAUUAACCAACACACUAAAGUAAUAUUACAGCCUCAAGUUAAUGGGUUUUAUUGUCAGUAUUAUUUAACCACUAACCACCUUUAAGGCUGUCACUGUUUAACACAUGACAGUAAACACAACCCACAUAGGGUUUGAAGUCCUCUGUCGUUCAGUUACUUUGUGGUCGCUGUCUCAUCCUAAAUACCUGAGUUUCCCAUCAGUCAGUGAGAACUGAAGAAGCCUCAUGAUGAGAACUUAAACAUCUGCCUGUAUCUGCAGCAGUGACACAAAAUCAAGUGGAUAGUGAUGACAUUGGUGGUUUUGUCAUAUGAAAAAUAAAUUGUGCACUGACUGCAACAAUAUUUGUAAUAUCUUUACAAACAUAAGGCACAAUCAAUGUAGUCCUCCAUCUCGCGGCUUUUGUUCACUUAAAUUUUGCAUCAUGCAACAACAACGUCAUCGAAAAAUAAAAGACUCUCCCUGAUGGCCAUUCAGGAGAAUACAGGUUUCAUUCACUUCUGAAAAGGCUUCAAUGUCCUGACCUAGAGACUGUGUGCAUAUCUAUGGACAGCACCAAGUCUUCAAGAAUCCUGAAUGGAAAUAUGUAGCGUAUAUUUUGGUGACAAUGGGGGUACAAGUGACAAACUCAGCGCUGACUCGGAUUUGUUGUUGUGAUGUUGAUGUAAAGGCACUGAAUUGAUCUGAAUAGAUCUGAAUAGAUCUCACAGUCAAAUAUUCAAGACAAUGAAGAAAUCAAAGAGUAUCCUAAUCAUUGACCAAUCAAAAGCAUUGUAUGACCACAUCAGGCAGCUCAGUUUAUGUUUAAAAGACAUGUAUUCAAGAUUCUUUAUUGUCAUUAUGCAAGCAU